AUGGAAAUGAUAUUUUUCAUUAAACAGAGAAUGCAAGUUCUGGCAAUAGAGNCUCCAAAUGAGUUCAGUUAAAGAUAGCAAAAUAAAAAUUAUAUAAAAAUGCAGCUUAUUUUGGAAAAAUAGUUGAUGGAUAUCGGUAAGGACAAGGAAUUAUAAUAAAAUAGACACUAUAAAUAUAUGAGGGCUAGUUUGAGAAGAAUAAAAAGGAAGGAAUAGAUUCGAAAUUCUGAAAGGAAAUAAUAUUAUUAUGGAAAUUAUGUAAAUGAAUUACCACAAGGAGAAGGAAUUAAUUGGUCAAAAAGUCAGAAUUACAUUGGGCAGAUGUAUCAAGGAAAAAAAGUAAUGAGUGAGAUUUAAUAUGUUAGCAUGGCAUUGGAUUGUAUUAAGGACUUCAUCAAGACUGCUAUAUGGGUUAAUGGGAUAAUGGAAAACGUUGUGGUUCCUGCUUGCAUAUUAAUGGUUUCAUGUAUUUCAAUAUUUAAAAGUUAUUAGAAAUGUAGGGAAAGUAACUAUUGAUCUGAAAUAUGGAGUAGGUUAGGAGUAUUUGGAGAAUGGGGAUUUUUAUAUUGGUGAGUUUCGAAAUGGGAAGCCUAAUGGUAGGGGAGAGUAUAUUUGGAGUAAUGGAAAUUGUUAUCAGGGACAAUUUGAAAGUGGGUUGAGAAAUGGUUAUGGAACAUGGUAAAGUAAAACUUAGAGUGGAAAAAAUUGUUAUAAAGGAUAUUAUGCAAAUGAUAAGUAAUGCUGUGAGGGAAUUUUUGAAUACUCAAACGGAACUGUGUAUGUGGGUAAUUUUAUAGAAGAUAAACGAUUUCGUUAUGGUGAGAUUGUUUGGAAUGAUAUUCAAAGGUAAUUGGAAAUAGAAUUAGCUUUAAACUUUUGA
Molecule: messenger RNA, 880 nt
Organism: Paramecium octaurelia
Lineage: Eukaryota; Ciliophora; Oligohymenophorea; Peniculida; Parameciidae
Source: the annotation of a GenBank genome assembly